This is a messenger RNA of Dendrobium catenatum, 3604 nucleotides long. Its product is annotated as putative pentatricopeptide repeat-containing protein At5g09950. NCBI's taxonomy places the organism in Eukaryota, Viridiplantae, Streptophyta, Magnoliopsida, Asparagales, Orchidaceae. Gene Ontology annotation, biological process: RNA modification. The transcript is spliced from 2 exons. Gene Ontology annotation, molecular function: RNA binding; zinc ion binding; protein binding. Bases 248 to 3451 code for a protein of 1067 amino acids. The record is from RefSeq and is a predicted model, not a curated record.
CUAAGAUUUUCCUCGUGAUAUUUUUCUCUCUCACACACAAUUGUCAUAAUAGCUUGACUCAACUCAUCCUGCUCUAUCAGUUCACCUCGAUCUUUUUGUUGGAAGGUUAGGCUACCAACUAAGAGAUAACAUCACAUCAACAUGGAAUUUGUGCAGCAACAAGGUAAUUAGAGGCGAUCACUCAAUCGUUGCCCGCCAAAAUCGGCGCAUCAAUUAUGAAUUCGCGUUGUCAACUUCUUUGGCCGCCAUGAACCGCCAAUUCGGUUUCCUAUCGCUUUUGAAUCUCCAACCACAGAUCUCUUCAAAUUCUUACCAUUAUUCUCAUCUGCUACCUCCGAAGUCUCUUAGAAACCCCAAACAUCCAAAUUUUUAUCUUUCUUCAUCAACUCCGCUCAAACAAAUCAGUAGAUUCGCAAACAACAAUCCAAAAAUCCUACAAGAGCCCGGCCACUUCUGCAAUGAUAUCGGCCACAGCUACCUUGGCUCUUGCAACAGCAGUGAUGCCCAAAGUCUCCACCUGCUACUUAUCAAGAAAAUUCCCAAAGAUUUAUUCUUAUCGAACAGUCUGGUCAAUCUAUAUGCCAAGACUGGCUCUUUGGAGUGUGCACAACAGGUUUUUGACGAAAUGCCUGAAAGGAACAACGUUUCCUGGACUUGCUUGAUCGCUGGGUAUACCCAGCAGGCAUUGCCUGAGAAAGCCUGCCGACUGUUCAAAUUGAUGUUCUCAACUGGGUUAGAGCCAACACAAUUUACUUUUGGUAGCAUUUUUCGAGCAUGUCAGGACUUGGGCCCUCAUAUGUCAAGUCUUGGCACACAGAUACAUGCAAUGGUUAUGAAAAGCAAGUAUUCCCUUGACACUGUGGUGUGUAAUUCAUUGAUAUCGAUGUACGGAAGCUUCUUUCUUGAACCAGCAAGAUAUGCUGAUGAAGUGUUUAAUGGCACACCAGUCAAAAAUACUAUUUCAUGGAAUUCAAUCAUCUCUGUGCAUUCUCAGAGAGGAGAUGCUGCUUCUGCUUUUUACUACUUCUCAAGGAUGCAGGGAGAAGUGAGUUAUUCUGGCUUAAAGCCGAAUGAGUAUACACUUGGAAGUUUGAUAGCAGUGAGUUAUGCUUGCUCUCCAUUCGGUAUAAUGUGUUCUAGCUCAUGUUUAAUUGAACAGAUACUCGCAAGAGUUACCAAGUCUGGAUUUUUGAGUGACCUUUAUGUUGGCAGCGCUAUGGUUAGUGCAUUUUCAAGAUAUGGCCUGUUUGAUAUUGCUAGCAAAGUCUUCUUGGAGCUGAGUGAUAGGAAUUCAGUUACUGUUAAUGGUUUGAUGAUUGGAUUGAUCAAGCAAAAUCGCGGAGAAGAGGCAAUGGAAGUUUUCAUAGAGGCAGGUGAUCUGGUUAUGAAAAACUGUGAUUCUCAUGUGGUUCUUUUAAGUGCAUUGACCGAAUUUGAGAGCUUGGAUGAAGGGAGGAGAAAAGGGCGUGAGAUUCAUGGUCUUGUAAUUAGAAGUGGUCUUAUUGAUUGCAAGAUUGCUAUGCACAAUGGGCUUAUUAACAUGUAUUCUAAAUGCGGUGCUGUAAACAAAGCUCUCAUGGUUUUUAAAUGCAUGAACACUCAAGAUCAGGUGUCUUGGAAUUCUAUUAUCGCUGCUCUUGAUCAGAAUGGACGUUCUGUGGAGGGAUUAAAAUGUUUUUCUGAUAUGAUGGAAAGCGGUGUUGUACCUUCAAUUUAUACCAUAAUUAGUUCACUAAGUUCUUGCACAAGCUUGAGAUUUUUAGGAAUGGGUACACAAGUGCAUUGUGUUGCAUCCAAAGUAGGGCUUGAUACAGAUAUUUCUGUAUCAAAUUCGCUCAUAGCAAUGUAUGGAGAAUGUGCAAGCAUGCCAGAAUGUCGGAAAAUCUUCAUGUCAAUGUCCGAUUAUGAUCAAAUUUCAUGGAAUUCUAUGCUCGGAGUAUUAGCCAGUUCUGAGGCACCCUUGGAGGAAUCACAAGCACUUUUCUCAGAUAUGAUGCAAAGCGGAUGGAAGCCAAAUAGAGUGACAUUUGUUAACCUUUUCGCAGCUUUAACUCCAUUUUCCGCUCUUGAAUUUGGGAAGCAGGUACACAGUCUCUCUGAGAAGAGUGGAAUGUCUGAGGAAACUGCUGUGGAAAACGCACUUUUGUCCCUCUAUGCUACGUCAGGGGACAUGGAAUCUAGUGAAAAUCUCUUUGCCCGAAUGUCUUACAGGAAAGAUGAUGUUUCGUGGAAUUCUAUGGUGUCUGGUUAUGUUCACAAUGGACUCCUAUCGAAGGCCAUGGACCUUGUUUGGCUUAUGAUACGUAAUGACCAGAAAAUGGAUUGUUUUACCUUCACCACUGUUCUAAGUGCAUGUUCCUCUGUGGCAGCAUUGGAAAGAGGUAUGGAGAUUCAUGCUUUUGGAAUUAGGACUCAACUGGAAUCUGAUCUUGUAGUUGAGAGCGCGCUUGUUGACAUGUACUCCAAAUGUGGAAGAAUAGACUAUGCUUCAAAGGUCUUCAACUUCAUGCCUCUGAAAAAUGAGUACACCUGGAAUGCUAUGAUCUCAGGUUAUGCUCGCCAUGGGCAAGGCGCCAAGGCUUUAGAGCUGUUCAGAAUGAUGCAAGAUAGUAACCUUCAGCCUGAUCAUGUCACCUUUGUUGGAGUCCUCUCUGCCUGCAGCCAUGCUGGUUUAGUGAAAGAAGGGCUAGAUUCUUUUGAAUCUAUGAGCAAGGAAUACAAUUUGAUUCCUCGGAUCGAGCAUUAUUCAUGUGUAGUGGAUCUUUUGGGUCGAGCAGGUGAGAUUGACAAGAUGGAAGACUUUUUGAAAGGAAUGAAAAUUGUCCCUAACAGUCUCAUAUGGAGGACAGUGCUGGGGGCUUGUUGCAGAUCGAAAAGAGGAGAGAAGACAAACUUGUUCAAGCAAGCGUCAGAAAUGCUUAUUGAACUAGAACCUCAUAAUCCAGUGAAUUAUGUACUUAUUUCUAAUCUUUAUGCUUCUAAAGGGAGAUGGGAAGGCGUAGCAAGGGCUAGGGUUUCUUUGAGGGGUGCACAAAUGAAGAAAGAAGCUGGUUGUAGCUGGGUCACUCUUAGGGAUGGCGUCCAUGUCUUUCAAUCUGGAGAUAGCUCGCACCCGGAUAUGAAGAAGAUACAUGAAAAGCUAAAUUUUCUAAAACAGAAGAUGAAGGAAAUAGGCUAUGUUCCUCAAACUGAGCUUGCUUGGUACGACCUUGAAGCAGAGAGCAAGGAAGAACUGCUCAGUUACCAUAGCGAGAAGCUUGCACUUGCAUUCAUCCUGACCAGAUCUUUAGGGAUACCCAUAAGGAUCAUGAAAAACCUUAGAGUUUGUGGGGAUUGCCACUUGGCUUUUUGCUACAUUUCUAAGAUUGUUGGACGGCAAAUAAUUCUAAGGGAUUAUAAUAGAUUCCAUCACUUUGAAGAUGGAAGGUGUUCCUGUGGGGAUUUCUGGUGAAUUAUCCUGUCUUGCUUGCGUUUCUCAAUUUGGGCUUUGCAAGUUUGCAACAGAAUAAAAUAUUUGUCCCAAAUCCGAAAUGAUCGAAAAAGAACUAAAGCAUCCAUUCCUAAGCCAAUUCAAAUUAGAGAAUUGAGCAAGAAUCCUUUUAUA